GGCGCUUGUCACAGACCGUGAUUCCGACAUGGCAUCUCAACUUUCCCGUUAUGUGUUGAGAGGAGUGCGAUUUGGGCAAUAUUCGUGUUUAAUCAGAACAGUAGCCUCUCGGCCAACAGUAUUGUCAUCGCUGGACACACAUAGUAGAAGUCGCCGUGAUGUGUCGCCCACCAGUUUGCUGCUAAGAUCAGAUGUAUCGAGUCCACCACUUGUGGCACUAUAUUCCUCAACACCCAAACUCAACCGAGAACAAAUUCAAGAUCGGGUGAUGACUGUCUGCAAAAACUUUGAUAAAAUUAAAGGUGACCAGUUAACGAAAGACAGUCACUUUAUGAAUGAUCUUGGACUUGACAGUUUGGAUCAUGUUGAAGUUGUCAUGGCAAUAGAAGAUGAGUUCGGGUGUGAAAUCCCAGAUGCAGACGCAGAAAAACUACUGAAACCAUCUGAUAUUGUGCAGUAUAUAUGCGAGAAGGAAGAAGUGACGGCAUGAGGAAAAGAUCAUGGGUGUUUAUGAGAAUAAUUGCCCUGGAGAAGCUUCAUUUCUCACCGAUGUCACUGAAGAAUUGGAUUCUAGUUCAGCUGUGUGGCAGUAUGUGUAUCAAGCAAGCCCAUGUUAGCGUGUUAAAAUGGGAUUUUUUUUAACCUGUAUAGGCAGUUGUUUGGGAAAAUGCUAGCCAACUUAGAAAUGCGUAAACCUUAUUACACAAUUCACAUGUAGCAUAUAUGCACAAGGCAACAGUCAUCUUAUAUAUUGCAAUAUUGUCUGCAUUACUUACAUGUAGUAAUAAUGCAUGUCAAGAAAAGGUUUGCAGGCAGUGGGUCUCCAUUCUGUAUUUCUUGUUAGAAGCAAGGUUAUGAAUGUCUGUUGUGGAGCUGCAAACUAAGCAAGUGCAUUAAAUUCAUAAUAUCUAAGUCAAUGUACAAUUCGUUAAGCAAGAUGGAAAAUUGUGAAGUGUAUCAAAAAUACAGUGGUUGUAAAGGAAGAGUAAUGUUGCUUCAAAUUUCAUUAAUGACUAAAUAAUAAAUGGAGUUUUGUGUUGUAUACUUAUAUAAUC
Priapulus caudatus is the source of this 1055-nucleotide messenger RNA. RefSeq names its product acyl carrier protein, mitochondrial-like. The transcript is spliced from 5 exons. Gene Ontology annotation, cellular component: mitochondrion. Gene Ontology annotation, biological process: fatty acid biosynthetic process. Lineage: Eukaryota; Metazoa; Priapulida; Priapulimorpha; Priapulimorphida; Priapulidae. The coding region runs from base 29 to 490 and encodes 153 amino acids. The record is from RefSeq and is a predicted model, not a curated record. Gene Ontology annotation, molecular function: acyl binding; acyl carrier activity.